AUAUAAUGCAUUGGAUUAGGUCAGUGGGCUAUCAGAACAUUGCCAAGUUUCAAUACAAUUCAUUGGAGCCUCUUCUAAGUAAUCUAUUUCCACAAUGCAGCUCUCUGUGUCCACUUUCAUCGUACCAUUCCUCCUAGUGGCGUCCGUAAAUGCAUUCACAUUACGCCAGCAGAAAAUGGUAAGCAUUUUCGCACUCGAAUGUAUGGCAGAAACGGGCAUCGGUGCCGAUUCGCUGACAAAGCUGCGCGACGGUGAUCUUUCCGCGAACGAUCGUACGGCGAAAUGUUUCAUGAAAUGUUUCUUCGAGAAGGAGAACUUUAUCGAUGCGAAGGGACAGCUGCAGCUGGAAGCGAUUGCGACGGCGCUGGAGAAGGAUUACGAGCGAGUCAAGAUCGACGAAAUGCUUGAGCAGUGCGCUGUACAGAAGGAGGAUCCCUGUGAAACGGCAUUCCAUGCAUACGAGUGCUAUCACGAUCAAUACCAGAAUCUUUAGAAGUUGAUUAUUUAAUUAUUGAGUUUUUUAGUCAUUUUAUUGAACUCCUCAUUGUG
This is a messenger RNA of Anopheles funestus (African malaria mosquito), 549 nucleotides long. RefSeq names its product general odorant-binding protein 69a-like. NCBI's taxonomy places the organism in Eukaryota, Metazoa, Arthropoda, Insecta, Diptera, Culicidae. Gene Ontology annotation, molecular function: odorant binding. Gene Ontology annotation, biological process: sensory perception of smell. The record is from RefSeq and is a predicted model, not a curated record. The coding region runs from base 95 to 493 and encodes 132 amino acids. The transcript is spliced from 2 exons.